Messenger RNA from Symbiodinium sp. CCMP2456, 483 nucleotides. The record is from the annotation of a GenBank genome assembly. NCBI's taxonomy places the organism in Eukaryota, Dinophyceae, Suessiales, Symbiodiniaceae.
AUGCUCGCCAUAUUCGCCUUGAUGACCCGUUGUGGUUUGAAUGUUCCGCUGUUCACAGUGGUGCGGCACGCGAGGCUAACACCCAGCCAGGAGGCCCGAAACAUGGUUGGGCAGGGUGCGUCGCUGGAUGCCAUCCUUGAAGUCACCGACUACGUUGCGCACAUGCGGGAGGAACAGGCGCUGGCAAAGGUGCGGGAGGAACAGGCAAAGGUGCGGGAGGAACAGGCAAAGGUGCGGGAGGAACAGGCGCUGGCAAAGGCGCGGGAGUUCAGCAUAAAUUGUUCUGCGCUUCAAGCGCCGACUCUCUCGCUGCAAGAUGAGCUGCUCCAUGGACACCCACCUCUGGGCAUCGCUGUUGCGAUGGCAGUGUGCGACUUGCAGGCAGAUGGACACGUCCCCCACACAGUCGUGGUCAUAGAUGGUGAUGACAACCCGGUUGCGACGAUGACAGGAGGGUUCGUUGGUCCGCCGCCGCAGCACUGA